Messenger RNA from Diachasma alloeum, 4268 nucleotides. It is a transcript of the gene Csk, whose product is annotated as tyrosine-protein kinase CSK. NCBI's taxonomy places the organism in Eukaryota, Metazoa, Arthropoda, Insecta, Hymenoptera, Braconidae. The record is from RefSeq and is a predicted model, not a curated record. Gene Ontology annotation, biological process: protein phosphorylation. The transcript has 8 exons. Gene Ontology annotation, molecular function: ATP binding; protein tyrosine kinase activity. Bases 335 to 1861 code for a protein of 508 amino acids.
UUCCCGGCCUUGUGUAGCAAAAUGGUCGACAGAUCCCUAGUGAGUGUAUGACGUUCUCUUCCCCGACGUGUUGUGUUGGUUGUCUCGUUCGUUUUUAACGAAAAAUCUCCACUCUGUACCAUUUGUUUAUUUUUGUGUUGACAUAAGUUCGACAGUGAUUUCUGUGUUUUGUGUUUGUCGUACAGAAUUUUUAUCAUUUUGGAGUACAAGAAUUUUCGGAGUUUGUCAUUCACGUAUGGAAAAAAGACGACUCAAAAGGAGGAUGGCCUGUGACUCGUGAAACUAGGUUGCUUGAGUGGGCCUGAAAAAACAGUGAAUACCGGUAGCUGCAGUAAUGCCAACUUAUCACAAUGCGAGUGGUGGUUACCCAAAUGUAUCAGCGCCAACUCGGCAGGGGAAGGUUGAUGGAAACCAAAAUCAUCAUACAAUAUCAUCGAACGUAACGGCCCAUUCCAUAAUACAAAACGCAAUUCAGUCGUUGCAGUCGAUUCAAUCAAUGCACUCCACCAUUCCCUCGAUACCCACAAAUAACUUGACUGGAUCCAACAAUAUGCUGCCACAUCCAGUUUCACCGAUUAUGACAACCCAUUCGCCUGUCACAUCGCAGAAUGUACAAACCCAUAUGAGUCCUGUUACUUCACCAGUUAUUUUAACACCAAAUGCCGUACCCAAUUCAAGUAACUUAACAGCAUUGUCGGCUAGUACGAGACACGAAGUUAAACUUAAUGCUAUGCCAUGGUUUCAUGGGAAAAUUUCACGAGAAACAGCAGAAAGACUUCUACGACCUCGUGAGGACGGUCUGUUUCUAGUCAGAGAAUCGACGAAUUUCCCAGGCGAUUACACGCUGUGCGUGUGUUUCCAGGGAAGAGUCCAGCAUUACCGAGUAAAAUACAAAAACAAUCAAUUAACAAUUGACGACGAAGAGUUCUUUGAGAAUCUGGCACUACUUGUGGAGCAUUACGAGCAAGAUGCAGACGGUUUAUGCACACAAUUAACUAAAUCCCUGCCAAAACAGGGGAAGCAGGAUUUUUGCGUCGAUCCUAAGGCGUUUAUCGAGGCCGGAUGGGUCAUACAAACGCAUGAACUUGAGUUACGUGAGUGCAUAGGCAAGGGCGAGUUUGGGGAUGUUUUACUCGGAGUUUAUCGGGGUGAACGUGUAGCAGUUAAAAUGUUGAAGGACAAUAGUGAAGCAGCACAAAGGUUUCUCGCCGAAGCAAGUUUAAUGACAUCACUCAUACAUGACAAUCUGGUUAAAUUACUCGGCCUUGUAUUUAAUAAUCAACAUAUGUACCUGGUUACUGAAUACAUGAGCAAAGGAUCGCUCGUUGAUUAUUUAAGAUCAAGGGGAAGACUGCACGUUACCAAAAAGGAUCAGAUUAAUUUUACAUAUGAUACAUGUGCUGGAAUGGCCUAUUUAGAGUCUCGCCACGUCGUCCACCGUGAUCUCGCUGCUAGGAACGUUCUCGUAGCUGAAGACAACUCAGCAAAAGUAUCGGAUUUUGGUUUAGCACGAGAUGAAAAUUUUUCACUAGAUGGUGGCAAACUUCCUAUUAAGUGGACUGCUCCGGAGGCUCUAAAACAAAAUAAAUUUUCGAAUAAAUCCGACAUGUGGAGCUUUGGAAUUCUACUGUGGGAAAUUUAUUCCUUCGGCCGAGUACCUUACCCGAGAAUACCAUUGGCAGACGUCGUUAAGUGCGUGGAGAAAGGAUAUAAAAUGGAACCACCGGAUGGAUGUCCCUCUGAAGUUUAUGACAUAAUGAAACAGGCUUGGGAUUUACAACCGGAGAGGAGACCAUCGUUUCAUGAUAUUAAAGUUAAACUCGGUUUUCUGAAGGCUGAGUACACCAAAUAUGCAAAUUAAACAAAGCUACUUAUGCCAUGUGGGUUUUUUCUAUUAUGCAGAAGCGACAUAUGAGCACUUCGUCCUCUGGAAUAGUUUGAAUGAAGGGGAGAAUAUAUUAGAAAAUUUCAAUUUUCAAUGGCUUUACUAGGGUAAUCUGACCAAUGAGCAGAAGGUUCCAUCUUUUAUUAACGAUUUCAAUGAUGAUUUAGGUGAGAUUUGAAAGAUAUCUCACAUUUCCUUACUUUUAUAAUCAGGAUAUCGAAGUACUUUGAAUAUUUUUCUUUGGUUGAAAUCCUUUCCUAGAUUUUUAGAUAAACAUUGGAGCUUACAUUUAAGCCUCAUUUGACCUCAGUUAUUAUAUGAGCAUGUUGCAAUGACUUUAUUAUUAAAAUAUUGAAGGUCAAAAUUUGAUUUUUCGUUAUGAAUAUUUGGAAAAUAUUUUUAAAAUCUAGAAAAAAUUGAAAGUUGAAGUUUGGAGGAAUAUUUAUGGAACAAUGAAUUUUUUUUUCUAAUUUUCUCACGCAAUUUCAUUGAUAAAUUUCGUACUAAAAUGUAAAGGGUUCUUGAAUAUCUUCAACUUUUAUAUUUUUCAAUUAUAGCUUUAGUUUAAUAUCUAAUCCAUCUAAUUUAAAUCUUCCAAAGAACGCGAAAUUUUACUGAACCAUCUAUUUAUAGGUCAGAUUAAUCGGUUCUUUAGGAAAAACUGAGGCAAAAAUUUACCGCAAAAUUCUCACGGACGUGCUUUCGUUUAUCGUAUUCAUUAUCAAUUUAGUCUGGUAAUUCGAGAAUCGUCCGUCACAUUGUUUUCUCUUUUCAUUCAUUCAUAAUAUCCAACAACCAUGUUACCUAUGUCGAUUGUGCCUUUGUUCACGUAGAUAUUUUUUUAUCAGAAUGAAUAUUCAAAACUCGUACUUUACCAAAUUUGAUGAAAACCCCACAAGACUGGUGACUCAAUUGUUCGAAAAUUUUCAUUAACAUGUGUUAACAAUUUUUGAAAAUAAUAGAAAUAAGAAUGAUAACACGGUAUUAAAUUAACAAAUUUUUACAAGACAAAAUUUUGAAUUUUUAAAAGGAUAUAUCAUCACACAAGACUGUUUCAAAAUUAUGGUUUUAUGUAGUUUCUAUGGUCUAUUGCAUGGAUAUGUUUUGAUGGUAACUUGUCGUCACGAUGUGGUUAUUCCUAGAGCACAAACUACAAUCCUUCAAAUCUAUGCACAAAAAAAUCAAUUUUAAUCACUUAAAAGACAAACAAAUUGAUAAGUAGUGUAGUCUCAUGCUCAAAAGUCGUACGUUUUUAUUUUAUAAUUUCAUUCAUUACUUCACGUAGAUCUGCUGCUUCAGCCGAAAUCGGUAUGAAGUAGAAACGAAAAGAAAUUAAUACUGUAAGUUUCAUUUUUUUUAUCAAAGAAUAUACAAUAGUUAAAUUUUUAAGCGUUACUAAAAUUCAAUUGGUGGAGUAAUUAAGAUACAGAAGAACUCCCAUUGAUCCCGAGGUAUUUGUCAUAAUUAUCAACAGUGUAUAUUGAAAUGUAAAUAAUUUUGUACAUAAUUAUAAUUUUAAAUCCGGAAUUAGUGAAAUUCCAGGAGAGGGAAGUGAAAGAAAAACGUUAAAAAGUGAUUAGAGAUUUAAAACAAAUGUUCAUAUACUCGUUUAAAGUUCUAAAGCUACCUAUAAUGCAUUUUAUGCGAUAGUAAACGAUUGAAAGAAGAUGAGAAAACAGUUCUGCGGUCGCUUUGGGUAUUUGCCAGCCCAAAGAUACCAAAUAGAAGUGAUCGAAAACUGCUUUCAGUUUUUGAUGACAGAUUGAAAUUUCCUUGAACCCUUUUGUUUUUUCAUUAGAUGAGAGUAAAAAUAUUAAUGUCAUUGUGCAGCUAUGGUUCAAGAUGCUUAAUAUACCAACGAGAUAUUUUGUUCAAACUUCAGUCCACUGAACUUUUAACAAAAGAAAUGAAUAAAAAAAAGUAACUGUGACUCUGUGUUGCCAUUGUGGUUUGGAUUUAAAGGUAGAUGUAGAUGAACGUGUACAUUUAUACUUUGAUAUCAAAUAUUCACUGACAAUGAUAAUAUUUAUCAAAAAAAAAUUGUGCUUAGAAAAUCGUCGAGCAUUUUUUUUUCUCCCACGCAAUGAAGAAUAUUUGUAUUCAUAUUAGUGAUAUUAUUUCAUGACAAAACUUUGUUCGAAAACUCGAAAUUUAAUAGUGUAACACAGAGUCAGAAUUUUUUAUAUAUUGAAAGAGGAAGAUAUUUAUUUUGGUAUUUAAAGCGCGACGAGUAACAUGUUCCCAACUGCGUUGUUUUAAAGCGUAGUGAUGAGAGAGAAAAUUUCCAUUUCAAUCUUCAAUUGUAAUCCUGAAUCCAUUAGAUCUUAAGAAAUUUAAUAUAUAUUAAAAUCGAAUACGCAAAUAUAUAAUUGAAUUGAAGCAA